AUGAAGCUGAAACAUUUCCUAUGGAGGUGCCUGCAGAAUGGAUUGCCAGCUAAUGAAGCAAUCUACAAGAGAAUUGGAAAGGGAAGUAACCUAUGCUGUGGUGAGGAUACUGAAACCAUUGAGCACAUUUUUUUCUUUUGUCCAAAAGCUCAAGUGGUGUGGAGGAUAGCUCUAGUGAGGUGGAAGGGGAUAACUGAGUUGCAAUAUAACAUGUGGAGAUGGUGGGAUGCUGUGACGCAAUCUGCUAUGAAGGAGCAAGGAAUGGACAGAAUUAAGCUUAAGGUUAACAUGUUAUGGCAAAUCUGGACAGCUAGAAACAAGAUGACAUUCCAGACUGAGAACGUUGAUGCAAAACUGAUAGUGGACAAAGCACAACAAGAAUGGAUUGAAUAUGAAGCUGAGAAUGAAACAGAUACAAGAACAAAUGCAUCAUCAGAAGUGGACAGACAGAUACAGCAGGGAUGGGAGCCACCUAAGGAAGGAGUGAUUAAGAUAAAUACAGAUGCAACAAUCUCAGCUAAAAUGGUAACGACAAGCUUGGGGAUCAUAGCUAGGAACUAG
Molecule: messenger RNA, 561 nt
Organism: Coffea arabica (coffee)
Lineage: Eukaryota; Viridiplantae; Streptophyta; Magnoliopsida; Gentianales; Rubiaceae
Source: RefSeq, a predicted model, not a curated record